AUGGCCUGCUUCCGUUCCGCGGGCGUGUGUCUGUGCUCCUGGCUGCUGCUUCCGUACGAUGGUGGGGCUCAGGCAGUCAACAAGAAUAAGCGAUUUAGAAAGGACAAGCCCUGGGAUACCGAUGACAUCGACAAGUGGGCCAUCCCACAAUUUACACAGGCUGACAAUCCACAUCCGUUUGUAGAAGAGUCGUCUUUUGCUACGCUGUUCCCAAAAUAUCGCGAGGGGUACCUCAAGCAACACUGGGGCGAGGUGACCCGAGCGCUGGAGAAGUACGGCAUAGCCUGUACUCUCGACCUCGUCGAGGGAUCGAUGAUGGUCAAGACGACACGUAAAGCCUGGGAUCCUUAUGUGCUCCUCAAGGCUCGUGAUCUCAUCAAGCUCCUCGCUAGGAGUGUGCCGGCGACAGAAGCGCUGCGAAUCCUGCAGGACGAUGUGGUGUGCGAUAUUAUCAAGAUUGGAAACUUUGUGCGCAACAAGGAGAGGUUCGUCAAGAGGAGACAGAGGCUCAUUGGACCCAAUGGCUCUACUCUCAAGGCCAUUGAGCUCCUGACGGGAUGCUAUGUCCUGGUGCAAGGAAACACAGUGGCCGCGAUGGGCAGCUACAAGGGGCUCAAGGAUGUAAGGAGGGUCGUGGAGGACUGUAUGAAGAAUGUCCAUCCCAUCUAUCACAUCAAGGAACUCAUGAUCAAGCGAGAGCUAGCCAAAGACCCCAAGCUAGCCGAAGAGUCCUGGGAUCGCUUCCUCCCUAAAUUCAAGAAACGCAACGUAAAGUCCAAGAAGCCCUCUGCUUCUACCUCCAGCGCCAACGGCUCCGGUCCCUCUGGCUCCAACUCCCUCCCCCUCUCCUCUUCCACCGGUGCCGCUGCUCCCACUCCCGCCCCCCAAAAGAAGAAGACGUACACCCCCUUCCCACCCGCGCAACAACCCUCCAAACUCGAUUUACAAAUGGACAGUGGCGAGUACUUCUUACAACCUCAUGAAAAGGCUGCUGGUGAGAGGAGGAGACGAGAGGAGAGACAGAAGGAGAAGCAGGUUGAGAGGGAAAAGAAGAGGGGAGAGAUGUACGAGGUGCCCAAGGGAGAUUUAAAGGCGGAGAAUGUGGAUGAGGGGAAGAGGGAGAGGAAGGAGAAGAAGAGUAAGAGUAGGAGCAAAGGGGAAGAGUAG
Microstroma glucosiphilum is the source of this 1167-nucleotide messenger RNA. RefSeq lists its product as hypothetical. The record is from RefSeq and is a predicted model, not a curated record. Bases 1 to 1167 code for a protein of 388 amino acids. NCBI's taxonomy places the organism in Eukaryota, Fungi, Basidiomycota, Exobasidiomycetes, Microstromatales, Microstromataceae. The transcript has 3 exons. Gene Ontology annotation, molecular function: RNA binding. Gene Ontology annotation, cellular component: small-subunit processome; nucleolus.